CGAAGGUUCUUCCUGCAGGUGCGGCUGCGGGGCGCCGGAGGCCGCCAGGGGCAUCAGAGGCAGGGCGCUGCCCAGCUUGACAGCGCGGGAGCCGGGAGCAUGGCUUUACACCUGGGCAGGCUGAGCGCAGGCCCGUGCUGGCGCGCGGCGUGGGGCGGCUGCGGAGGGCAGCGUGCUUGGUCCCAGCGCUGCGCGGCCAGGCACAUCUGCCGGCCGCCUGGCACGGCUGGCACCGAGCAGAGGGCGAGAGGCGGCUACUGGCUGGGCACCGGGCUGGCCGCAGCACUGGCUGGGUUGGCCGGGCUGGCCGCCGCCACUUUCGGGCACAUGCAGCGGGCGGAGAUGGUGGCCAAGAGCUCCGGAACUCGGAGUCUUUCGCAGGGGAAACCCGAGGAGGAGGACGAGCUGGCCCGCCGCUGCAGCUUCUUCAUGGCAGCGCCAGUGACUGAUCUGGGCGAGCUGCGAAGGAGGCCGGGUGACAUGAAGACUAGGAUGGAGCUCCUGAUUCUGGAGACUCAGGCCCAGGUGUGCCAGGCGCUGGCACAGGUAGAUGGGGAGGCCACCUUCACUGUGGACCGGUGGGAGAGGAAGGAAGGAGGUGGUGGCAUCAGCUGUGUACUUCAAGAUGGACGUGUUUUUGAAAAGGCUGGGGUGAGCAUUUCUGUCGUUCAUGGAAAUCUUUCUGAGGAAGCAGCAAAACAAAUGAGAAGCCGAGGAAAAAUUCUGAAGACUAAAGAUGGUAAAUUGCCGUUUUAUGCCAUGGGCGUGAGCUCUGUUAUCCACCCCAAGAAUCCUCAUGCUCCUACUGUCCAUUUCAACUACAGAUACUUUGAAGUAGAAGAAGCAGAUGGUAACAAGCAGUGGUGGUUUGGUGGUGGAUGUGACCUCACUCCAACGUACUUGAACCAAGAGGACGCUGUCCAUUUUCACAGAACUCUAAAGGAGGCUUGUGACCAGCAUGGUCCAGAUCUCUAUCCCAAAUUUAAAAAAUGGUGUGAUGAUUACUUCCUUAUAGCCCAUCGUGGAGAGCGUAGGGGCAUUGGUGGUAUCUUUUUUGAUGACCUGGACUCUCCCUCCAAGGAGGACGUGUUUUGCUUUGUGCAGAGCUGUGCCCAGGCUAUAGUUCCUUCUUACAUUCCCCUGGUGAAAAAGCACUGUGAUGACGCAUUCACCCCCCAGGAGAAGCUGUGGCAGCAGCUCAGAAGAGGACGGUACGUAGAAUUUAAUCUGCUGUAUGAUCGGGGCACAAAGUUUGGCCUCUUCACCCCAGGAUCCAGGAUCGAAAGCAUCUUGAUGUCUUUACCUCUAACUGCCCGAUGGGAGUACAUGCAUUCACCCUCAGAGAAUUCUAAAGAAGCUGAAAUUCUGGAAGUUCUGCGCCACCCAAGGGACUGGGUGCACUGAUGCAGGCACAGCAGUCAUACUGGGGUUUGGAGGACACAGGGUAUGUGCCCCCCAUUCCAUUGGCCAGACUGUUGCCACCGAGUGGCAGUUAGUUACCUGUGCCUUGGCAGUGCCGUCUUCUCUUCUCUGGAUCCUACCUCUUGGUCAGAUGGUAAAAUGUUUGCAUGUUGUCGGUGAUGAUGAGCAGUGGGGUGGCAGAUUGUCAACACUGACUUAUACAAAGGUCGUUUAUACUUUUCAUAAUUAUAUUAUAUGAUUAUCAGUUUACAGAAUAUGACAUUGAGUUUCCAAGUACUGAAAUAAGGGAAUAUAAAUAGCAUUAUAUGUACCAGGAAACUCUUCAUCUUAUUUUUGUUCCAUGUAUUUUUUAAAGUUUGAGUUUCUACCACAAAAGUCAGUCAUGGCAAUGUUUCAUUCAAGUCAAGACUUCUUAGUAAUUUUGUAACACAACUGGAAAGUGAAAGUUUACUUUUUUUAUUGCUGAAGUAUCUUUCAUAUAAUCUUUAUAUAGCUUUCUCUAGAGAACAUAAUAUUGUAAAGUGAAAUUCAUUUUUAUAAUGGUAGGUAUUUAGGAGCACUUGAAAUUUUCUUAAAGUUUACAUGUGUUAUAAUUCAGUGAUUACCUGUAGGUAUUUACUCUGAAGUAACAUUACUGUUACUUAAAUAAGGGAUAUCUACGUGGUAAUUUUGAUGUUUGUGGAAUCAUGAUUGGUUAACGUUGGGAUUCUCUUCACCUUUUAAUGGGAAAGCUUAUAAGUAGGUAUCUCUGGGUUCUAUAUUUAAAGUCUCCAAUUCCGGACAUUUCUGCAUGGAAUUUUAGACUAAGAACAAUCUUAGGAAUAUUGCGAAUUUAGGAAAUCUUUCUCAUUUGGAAAAUGAGAAGCAAAAUAAUUUUCUUGUUUAAUUAAAGCAAAUUAGAAGCAUGUAGGCAUUUUAUACAUGUUAUUUCUUAGUGAAGUGGACUAUGUAAAAUUGUUCUUUUGAAUUAGAGAUUUUACAGUUCUUUGUUCUUAGGAGAAAAUCACAAUAGGAUUCUUAAUGUUUGACUUCUUUGUUCAUAUAAUAAUAUGACUGUGUUAUUUUAUUUGACUCAUAAUAUAUUGAAGUGUGUAGGGAAUAGUAUCAUACACAUUAAACAUUAUCCUGGAAUAUGUUGAAUGUAUGUGGUUGUGUGAGGCUCUUUUAAAGGCUGAAAAAUGUAUGAAUUCUUCAACUGUCUUAUAACAGAUCUGCCAAUAAAUUUUAUUAUGAAAUAAA
Molecule: messenger RNA, 2661 nt
Organism: Otolemur garnettii (small-eared galago)
Lineage: Eukaryota; Metazoa; Chordata; Mammalia; Primates; Galagidae
Gene: CPOX
Product: coproporphyrinogen oxidase
Exons: 7
Coding region: 100-1404 (434 amino acids)
Cellular component (GO): cytoplasm; mitochondrial intermembrane space
Molecular function (GO): coproporphyrinogen oxidase activity
Source: RefSeq, a predicted model, not a curated record